Messenger RNA from Alosa sapidissima (American shad), 7524 nucleotides. RefSeq names its product dedicator of cytokinesis 4 (gene dock4a). The transcript has 52 exons. The coding region runs from base 168 to 6002 and encodes 1944 amino acids. The record is from RefSeq and is a predicted model, not a curated record. Gene Ontology annotation, molecular function: guanyl-nucleotide exchange factor activity; small GTPase binding. Gene Ontology annotation, biological process: cell chemotaxis; small GTPase-mediated signal transduction. Gene Ontology annotation, cellular component: plasma membrane; cytoplasm. Lineage: Eukaryota; Metazoa; Chordata; Actinopteri; Clupeiformes; Clupeidae.
UCGCGCACGCAGGGUAGGGAACACACUGCACUGUAGUUUACACCUCUCGGUAUUUGCAUUCAGGACAAUACAGUAGACGAUGCUGCGAUUGUAAAAUGGACUAACCUCAUGCAUUUGAGGAACUCUACAUGGCAUGAUAUUUCCCAGCCUAUUCAUUUCGCUUCAAAAUGUGGGUGCCCACCGAGCAAGAGAAAUAUGGCGUUGUGCUGGCUAACUUCAGGGGACUGGUGCAGUAUGGCCUACCACUUGAGAUUGGAGACACCGUGCAGAUUCUGGAGAAAUGUGAAGGCUGGUAUAGAGGAUUUAUAAUUAAGAAUCCAACUACUAAGGGAAUUUUUCCAAGCUGUUACAUCCAUUUGAAGAAUGCUCAUAUCAAGAACAAAGGGCAGUUUGAAACGGUCAUACCAAUGGAGGACUCUGUCAUCACAGAGAUGACGGUGACCUUGAGGGACUGGGGCAUCAUGUGGAAGCAGCUCUAUGUGAGAAAUGAGGGGGAUCUGUUCCAUCGGCUGUGGCACGUGAUGAAUGAGAUUCUGGAGCUGCGGCAGCAGGUUCUGGUGGGCCAUCUGACCCACGACUCCAUGAGUAACAUCAAGCAGCAUAUCACCGCGCGCCUGGACUGGGGCAACGAGCAGCUGGGAUUGGAUCUGGUCCCCAGGAGAGAAUUUAGCAUGGUGGACCCAGACGAGAUCAGCGUCACCGAGCUCUACCAGCUGAUGGAGCGGAGACAUCGGAGGAAGGAGCUUCCUGGCCAGGCCAGCAUGCACCACCUGUUUGUCCAGGUGAAGGGCCUGAUGAGCGCGAGCCUGGGAGAGGAGCUGGAGGUGUUCCUCUUCAUCUACGACAGCAGAGACAGUCGCCCAAUCAGUGAGAGGUUCGUAGUGCGUCUGAAUAAACAAGGAGUCCCAAGUGCUCUGGAGAAGGCUGAACGACAAUGCACUCUCUUUGUUGAUUUGGGGAGUAGCGAUCUACGAAAAGAUGUUUAUGUUGUAGCUCAUAUAAUUAGAAUCGGACGGAUGGUGGCAGGGGAGAAGAAGAGUGUCUCUAAUGUCCAGUACAGGCGGCCUUUUGGCUGUGCCAUCAUCAGUAUUGCUGACCUCUUGACUGUAGAUUCCAAGGAUGACCACCUACUGAAGGUGUAUUCAUGUAAUAUGGAAACAGAGUGGUACCAGAUUCAUGACAGCAUCAUCAGGAAAGUCAGCUCCAGAUACAGCCUGGUUGGGUCGAACACGGGACUCUCCAUGUCUCUGCAGCUCCUUCAUGGAGACAUGGAGCAGAUCCGUAAAGACUACAUGCGCCUCUUCACCCGAAACAUCUCCAUCACCAAGAGACUUGGCUUCUCAGACAUCAUCAUGCCAGGUGAAAUAAGGAAUGAUCUGUAUAUAACGUUGGAGAAGGGGGAAUUUGAGAAAGGGGGGAAAAGUGUGGCUCGGAACGUGGAGGUCAGUGUGCACGUCCUUGGAGCAGAUGGGCAGAUUCAAAAGGAUGUGCUCUGUGCUGGCUCUGGAGAGCUAGGAGUGGAGCAGCAUCAUUCGUUUGUGCUCUACCACAGCAACAGCCCGCGGUGGUCAGAUCAGAUCAAACUGCCCAUCCCCAUGGACCUGUUCAGAGGGCUGCACGUCCGCUUCGAGUUCAGACACUGCUCCACCAAGGAGAAGGGGGAGAAGAAGAUAUUUGGCUUCUCUUUCGUCCCCCUGAUGCAGGAGAAUGGAAGCAUACUUCCAGAUAGAACACAUGAGCUUCUCGUCCACAAGUGCGAAGACGCAACAUAUUUCCAAGAUGUAGCUCGGUACCUCAAGCUUCCCUAUUCUAAAACAAACACGCCUGGAAAUAAUCAGCCUGCACGCAACAGCAAGGAGUCCUUCUGGAUUACAUCUUUCUUGUGUUCUACCAAACUCACACAGAAUGGUGAUAUACUCGACUUACUGAAGUGGAGAACACACCCAGAGAAAAUUGCUGAUUGCCUGUCUAAACUCAAGGACAUUGAUGGCACUGAGAUUGUAAAGUUUUUACAGGACACACUGGAUACUCUAUUUGGUAUUUUAGACCAGAGCGCACAGAGAUAUGGUCUAAAGGUGUUUGACUGCUUGGUACAUAUAAUAAAUUUACUGCAGGAUAGUAAAUUUCAACAAUUUAAGCCAGUAAUGGACACGUACAUUGAGAGUCACUUUGCUGGAGCUCUGUCAUACAGGGAACUUAUCAAAUUACUGAAGUGGUAUAUUGACCGAAUCAUUGAUGCAGAACAUCAUGAGCAGAUUCAGCAGGUUCUGAAGGCAGCUGAGUACAUUUUCAAGUACAUUGUUCAGUCGAGGAGGCUCUACGUAGGAGCGACUGGUGGACAGGGCGAGGAGGAGUUUCGCUGCUCCGUCCACGAGCUCUUCAAAUCGGUCCACCUCUUCCUCUCUCACCAGAGCAAAGGCGUCAGCCCCAUCACACACACGCAGGCUGUGUUCCUGAGGUCCUUCCCUACAGUCUGCUGUGAGCUGCUCAAGGUCUUCCUGGUCAGAGAAGUGGCCGUCCUGGCCCAUGACACACUGGGCAGCCUCCCUGUGAUGGCUCACACUGACUGCCCCCUUCAGGCUGUUAAACUCCAGUGUAUCGCCAAAACUGUGGAGAGCCCACUCUACACCAACCAGGAGUGCCGGUGUGUGGUCCUGCCUGUGAUCCUGCGGCACCUUCAGGUGCACAUGCAGGAGCAGAGGGACCUGGUCAUGUGCGCUCACAUCCUCACCGGCAUGCUCUCCGUCAUCACUAAGGACGGCACGGUCAGUCAGAGAGGACAGGUACCGCACGCUUCGCAUGUGUUUGAGUGUGUUGCCUCUGAGGAGGUGAAUAUCAUCAUGGACAGCAUGUCCGGUGUUCUUCUGAGAACCAUCUUGGAAGUCACCAACUGCCCACAGCCCGCUGGGACUGCCCUGCGCCUGCAGUACCAGGAUGUCACGGGUGAGUUUGUGGCCUGUUUACUGACCCUCCUGAGGCUGCUAAGUGAUAAAGAUUACCAAAGAUUUCUCUCAAGAUUCUCAAGCAAAGAUGAGCUCAUGGCUUUUCUCCUACAGUUAUUCACUGUCUUUGAAAUACUCAUACGCCCAGAUAUGUUUCCCAAAGAUUGGACAGUCAUGCAGUUGGUCACCAGCAAUGUAAUUAUCACCUCACUUCUGUACCUCUCUGAUGCCUUGAAGAAGAACUUCCUCAAUGAAAAGUUUGACUUCAAGGUGUGGGAGUCCUAUUUUUAUCUUGCUGUCGUCUUCAUAAACCAGCAGUGUCUCCAGCUUGAGAAGUUCCCUCCCUCCAAACGGAAAAAAGUGCUGGAAAAGUAUGGAGACAUGAGGGUAAUGGUUGGAUGUGAAAUCCUUAGCAUGUGGCAAAGUUUAGAAGAGCAUAAACUGAACUUCAUCCCUGUCAUGAUCGGGCUCUUCCUGGAGGCGACCCUGGUGCCCCAGGCUGACCUGCGGAACGUGCUGAUCCCCAUCUUCCACGACAUGAUGGACUGUGAGCUCAGCAGGAGUGGAAACUUCAAACAGGUGGAGGCCAAAUUGAUUGACAAGCUGGACAGCCUGAUGUCUGAAGGCAAAGGCGAUGAGACGUACAAGGAACUCUUCAACAACAUAAUUCCCCUGUUUGGCCCAUACCCAAGUCUGCUGAAGAAGAUAGAGAGCGAGACCUGGAGGGAGAGUGGUGUUUCCCUAAUUACCACGGUAACGCGACUGAUGGAGAGGCUGCUUGACUACAGGGACUGCAUGAAGAUCGGAGACGUGGAUGGGAAAAACAUAGGUGGCCCUGUCAACCUGCUAAACUUCUACAAAACUGAACUUAACAAAGAGGAGAUGUACAUAAGGUACAUUCAUAAGCUCUACGACCUGCAUUUCAAAGCACAAAAUUACACAGAGGCGGCCUACACACUGCUGCUGUACGAUGAGCUGCUGGAGUGGACUGAGCGGCCCCUAAGGGAGUUCCUGGGCUACCCCCUGCAGAGCGAGUGGCAGAGGAAGGAGUGCCUCCAUCUCACCAUCAUCCACAACUUUGACAGGGGGAAAUGUUGGGAGAACUGCAUCAUACUGUGUAGGGAAUUGGCAAAUCAGUACGAGGCAUAUUAUGACUACAGGAAUCUCAGUAAAAUGAGGAUGAUGGAAGCAUCAUUAUAUGACAAAAUAAUGAAUCAGCAGAGACUGGAGCCUGAAUUCUUCAGAAUUGGCUUCUAUGGCAAGAAGUUCCCCUUCUUUUUACGGAAUAAGGAGUUUGUGUGCCGGGGCAAUGAUUAUGAGCGCCUAGAAGCCUUCCAGCAGCGAAUGUUGAGCGAGUUCCCCCACGCCAUCGCCAUGCAGCAUGCCAACCCGCCCGAGCAGACCAUCCUUCAGGCCGAGGCGCAGUAUCUGCAGAUCUAUGCAGUAAGUCCAGUCCCCGAAGGUCAAGAUGUACUGCAGAGGGACGGGGUACCCAACAACAUCAAGAGCUUCUACAAGGUCAACCAUAUCUGGAAGUUCCGCUAUGAUCGGCCUUUCCACAAAGGCACAAAGGACAAGGAGAAUGAGUUCAAGAGCCUGUGGGUGGAACGAACUACACUGACCCUGGCCCAGAGCCUGCCUGGUAUCUCCCGCUGGUUUGAGGUCGACAAGAGAGACCUGGUUGAGAUGAGUCCACUGGAGAACGCCACUGAAGUGAUUGAGAACAAGAACCUGCAGCUCAGAACAUUGAUUGCUCAGUGCCAGACCCGGCAAAUGCAGAACAGCAACCCCCUCACCAUGUGCCUCAAUGGAGUGAUAGACGCUGCUGUUAAUGGGGGGCUGGCACGCUACCAAGAGGCAUUUUUUGCAAAAGAUUACAUUGCAAAUCAUCCUCAAGACGGGGAUAAGAUCACUCGUCUCAGAGAGCUGAUGUUUGAACAGGCUCACAUUCUGGAAUAUGGGUUGGCUGUGCAUGAGAAGUAUGUUUCACUGGACAUGCGACCGUUGCACAAAAAACUGGUAGACCAGUUUCAUAUGAUGAGGUCAAGUCUUGGACUACAGCCACAGGAAUUCCCUGCCCUUGUGCGUGCCAGUCCAAUGCACUUUGUCAGUGGGAGCCCACGCAGCUGUAGGACCCCCGUGCCCAGUGCCAUCAGCCCAGAUGGCCCUCGCAUGGUGAUGAGGCGCAGUCCCCUGACCUACCCAGCUGUCAACCGCUACUCCUCAUCCUCACUCUCGUCUCAGGCCUCCAAUGAAGUGAGCAACAUCACAGGCCAGUCUGAGAGCUCUGAUGAGGUGUUCAACAUGCAGCCAAGCCCUUCUACCUCUAGCCUCAGUUCCAACCAAUCUGGCUCCACCCAUGUGAACAACUCCGCUCCAGCCAGUAACAGAGCUUCCCCACUGCCCUCUGACAAGCAAAAGCACUCUCGAGAUAACCUGUGCCUCUCACCAAGGGACAGGCUCUGCACAGGCUUGUUUCCCAGUACACUGGAUCCAACUGCAAGAACGGUACCACUCCAGAUUGUGGAUCCUACAUCAUCCCGUCCUGAACCAAACCUCCCAACACUUGAGAAAGGAGCAGGGUCUCUUGGCAUCGGGAUGAGGUCAUAUUCACCUAUGCCCACAAACAAGUCGCCCCAAAAGACCUCCAUGCCUCCCUUGACACCGUCCCCCAUAGACUGCUUGCCUCCUGGUGGCUUGGUGCUCAACUCCCCAGCUCGCUCUGGCAGCUGUAGCAGUGGCAUCUCUUCCCUGAGCCGCUGCAGUGUGUCGGAGACCUGUGGCAUGGACCCUGCCCUUAGUGACUCUCCAGUGCCUCUCCCUGUGCCUGUCCCCACUCUGGAGGAGCCCAUGGUGCGGCGGGGCAGCAAGACGCCUCCUCCCUACAGCGUGUAUGAACGGAACAACCUCCGCCGGGCCACACCGCUGCCUCACAGCCUCUCUGUCCCCCCCAGCGCCGAUCCCUCUGGCCUGCCUCCCAAACCACAUCUAAACCGCAGCCACAGAUUACACUCGGAACCACGCCAACGGACUGUACCCCGCAAGGUCUCACAGCUAUAACAGUACCACUGCAUCACGGGAGAUUCACAUUGUAAAUUGUAAAUGGUCCUAAGGAGCAUGGGUGAUACAAGCACACACUAUACCUGACUGGUGUGCCAUAUUUGUACCCUUUCACAGAUUGGGUUCAAACUUUCUUAAUAUUUUUAGGAGCCAUUAAGAGAUUUAACACACUGAAUAACAUUAUCUGAUUUUAAAAAGGGCAAAUAGUUUACUGCAAAAUGUACACAUCUGGCAGGUCCACAUUGCAUUUAGAGUACUUCAGCUUUAGUCAAUCAUAUGUAUUUUUGAUAGAUGUUUAAUAAUUAUGAUACUGAUGUACAGUAUAGUUACCAAUAGUACUGUGGCCUUACACAAAGGUCACACUAUGCAGCUAGUCCUGCAACCCAUUCAAUGCUUUUCUGAACUGCUGAAAGGUGCUAAAACCUAAACAGUAUAUUUAAUGAGUCUUCAAUAUUUUUAGACUUGUGUUUGUGAAUUUCUUGACUUUCUCAGCCUUGCGCUCAUUACACAGUUUAUAAAACUCUACUUUUUUGUAAUCCUGUAGUGGAAUUAAAACAAGGCAUGUGCUGAGUGUAACUUGUAAUGAUUUUCACAAGCUAAAUGCUUUGGGUUUUUGAAAGGAAACUGAAAAACUUUCACAUUGCACUAUUUGAGGCUUACACUGCCUGACCAAAACAUCACCCUAUAAAACAUUCUUGGUGAGUACUUCAUAAAGCACAUUUUGUUACAAAGAAAUACUGCAUCUCUCUUUUCAGUGGGAACUUUCAUAUGAUGCCUAUGUCUACAUAUACAUGCCCUGAACUAAAGCUAUGGCUGAAACUGUGUAAUGUGUACUAGUCUUCAUUGUGCCAUGUAAUGGUUCUGUAUGGAUUGCUGGCGUGCCAAAGAGACGCACAGACGUUUUAAGCGCUGCAAGUACAGUAUUUAGAGCUGCUUCAGUAGAAUGUGUCAGUUGUGCUCAAUGAUGAUGUACUUCAUGUGCAGUUUGCAGAAGCAUAUUCUGGCAGCAUGUGGCAUGUAUGUAAAGCAUUAAGCAAUAUACAGUAUUACAAUAUAAUUGCUGUGGUUCUGUGAGGGUGUCUUUGAUAAUGGCAAAUUAACGUUGUUUGGAACAUCCCUCCCACAUGGCUCUGUUGAGGAAAUGGCUUUUUAUAAUGGAGCUGAUUUGGGAUCAUGUUUUUGAUCAUGAUCAAUGUUGUUUUCAAAUUUAACUUAACUGGUUACCAGUUAUUUGCAAAAAAGAAUGAAGUGUUUAAAAAAGUAUAUCAUACUUCAUACUGGGGUAUGGAAUGGAAUGUAUUUAUCUUGAAAAAGCAGGCAAGACAUUGAGUUGACUGCUAUACCCAUCAAUGACAUUUGGCCGCUAUCCAAACUCCAUGUAAACAUACUCGAUGUAAGAUUUUGCCACUGGGGGCAGUAUAAAGCCCUACACAUACUUUACACCUGGGGUGUGGAAGAUUAAUGUCGACAUGUCAGCUGCGCUUCAGUGGUCCUAAUGUACUGCAAUAAAAUAUUACAGUUA